AUGGCUAAAGACACGCCGUCGAGGAGCCUUCAAAGUGCGGGCGCUCACAAUAUCCAAAAUAUCGUUCUCGGAGAUCUGCUUUUCAAGCCGUGGUACCAGUCCAUAUACCCAGAGGACUUAGUCCCCAAAGAUGCCGAAUACCUUUACGUAUGUCGUUGGUGUUUUCGAUAUUCCUGCGAUAGGGUUGCGUUUGCGACUCACACGCAUGCUUGUGCCUGUCGCACCAAUCCACCAGGCAUUAAAGUGUACGAGCAUGGUGGCUACGCUGUGUGGAAGGUCGACGGCGAGAACAACAAGCUUUACGGACAGAAUCUAUCCCUUUUUGCCAAGCUUUUCCUCGAUCACAAAACAGUCUUCUUCGAUGUCGCGACAUUUCUUUACUACAUCCUCACCUUCGCCGACCCCGCUAGCCCAGAAGACUAUCACGUGCUUGGUUUCUUCUCCAAAGAAAAGCUGUCUUGGGAUUCAAACAAUCUGGCGUGCAUUUGCAUUUUCCCACCGUACCAGCAUCAGCAACUGGGAAAACUUUUGAUGGGGGUGAGCUAUAAGUUGAGUGGAUGGGAAUAUCCAGGCGGGCACAUUGGAGGUCCAGAAAAACCCCUCAGUGAGUUAGGCCAGAAGAGCUACAAUCGCUUCUGGGCAGAGCGCAUUGCGCGGUUUGUCCUGUGUGGUAGGCGAAAUGGCAUGAAUGCCGAAGCAGAUGCCACAAAACCCCCGAGGCCUUCGCCGACAAAGGCCUCCAGAAAGAAACCCCCUCGGGAAUAUCUGUCUGUCGAGGAAAUUGGACAGGGUACAGGGAUGCUCACAGAAGACGUGAUCACAGCUUUGAAAAGCAUGGGUGUGAUACGACCUGACACAACACCGAAGAAGAGGAAGCUUGCUAGACUCAUGGGUGACGAGGAGCCCAGAGAAGUUCCGAGAGUCGCGAUCCAUAAAGCAGAUGUAUGGGAAUGGGCAAAAGCACACUCGCUUUCGCUUGAAGACCCAGUGAAGGAUGAAGGGUUUUCCACUGGUUAUCCGGCCGUAUUGGUCUCAGAAUCUGACGACAGUACGUCGCAAGACGGAUGA
Penicillium diatomitis is the source of this 1068-nucleotide messenger RNA. RefSeq names its product putative histone acetyltransferase (MysT1). The record is from RefSeq and is a predicted model, not a curated record. The transcript has a single exon. NCBI's taxonomy places the organism in Eukaryota, Fungi, Ascomycota, Eurotiomycetes, Eurotiales, Aspergillaceae. Gene Ontology annotation, biological process: regulation of DNA-templated transcription. Gene Ontology annotation, molecular function: histone acetyltransferase activity. Bases 1 to 1068 code for a protein of 355 amino acids.